Messenger RNA from Hypomesus transpacificus, 1699 nucleotides. It is a transcript of the gene uncx, whose product is annotated as UNC homeobox. Gene Ontology annotation, biological process: regulation of DNA-templated transcription. Lineage: Eukaryota; Metazoa; Chordata; Actinopteri; Osmeriformes; Osmeridae. Gene Ontology annotation, molecular function: DNA-binding transcription factor activity, RNA polymerase II-specific; sequence-specific double-stranded DNA binding. The record is from RefSeq and is a predicted model, not a curated record. Bases 132 to 1574 code for a protein of 480 amino acids. The transcript has 4 exons.
UUUCUUCUGCCACAAAUGUGUUAGUCUAGAAUCCCACUGCGACCCCUAAAUUACAUUGAGAAAUAAGGUAGCCUAUCCCUCAGUGUAGAAUCGAUGUAGGCCUCCAGACGUCGUUUCCUUUUGCCUGGGAGAUGAUGGACAGCAGGAUACUGGAUCCACCUCAUGCCCAGUUUGGAGGCUCUCUUGGUGGGAUGGUGGGCUUUCCGUACCAUCUAAGCCACCAUCACGUUUACGAAUUAGCCGGUCAUCAACUUCAAUCUGCGGCCGCAGUUCCUUUUUCAAUAGACGGAUUACUUAAUGGUUCCUGCACAGCUUCAGUGGUUAAUUCUAACCCUCUCUUGUCUUCUGGCUGUGGCAUGAAUGGAGAUAACCAUCAGUACAAACUGUCAGACUCUGGAGACCCAGACAAAGAUAGUCCCGGUUGUAAGAGACGACGAACUCGCACAAAUUUCACUGGUUGGCAACUGGAAGAAUUAGAAAAGGCUUUUAAUGAGAGUCACUAUCCAGACGUGUUCAUGAGGGAGGCACUGGCUCUGAGAUUGGAUUUAAUAGAAUCGAGGGUGCAGGUAUGGUUCCAAAAUCGCAGAGCCAAAUGGAGGAAAAAAGAAAACACAAAAAAAGGACCAGGACGACCUGCUCAUAAUUCCCACCCAACGACAUGCAGUGGAGAACCUAUGGACGCGGAGGAAAUCGCCAGGAGAGAACUUGACAGGCUAGAGAAAAAGAAGAGGAAGCAGGAACGAAGGCUGUUAAGGUCCCAGAACAAACUUCUAAACGGGGACCUGUUUCACACUCCUUGUGGAUCAGACAGUGACAGCGGAGUGUCACAAGUGACGGACAGUGAGCAAACUGUACAGUGUGACUCUACAGGCCGAAACCAAACCCAAUCGAGCUGUGACCAAACUCCACACACAAUCCAGAACCAAAGACACUCAAACCAAGACACUGGUGGAUGCGAGCUGGACUCGUCUGACUGCAGUCAACCAUCAAGCUUUUGCGCAAACGGCCGAGCAUCUACACUUCAGAAACUUAACCCCUUUAGUGUAGAAAGCCUUCUGUCUGACUCCAGACCAAGGCGCAAACCGAACGUAGAUGGAUUUUCUGCCUUACCCUCUUCGCGGCCUUUGAUUGGAAAAGGACAUUUCUUACUGUAUCCCAUCACACAGCCGCUUGGAUUCAUUGUUCCUCAAACUGCUCUAAAGACAGCAGCGCCAGGCCCCGAUACAGACAAUUCUGCACAUGGAGACCAAGCGUCCGAGGCUGGAUAUAAGAACAAUGUAGAAUCGAACAGCCCACAAAGCAACGAAUUAUCAAUCAAAAUGCAGGUCAAUGGAAACAAGACUAGCUCGUCACAGACCAGCCCAGGCCAGACGUUGUCUAGUGGUAACAGUAGUCAGUCCACAGCCAAUUGCAAUGAUACAUAUUUCCAAGAUGAGGGUCCAAACCGUGUCGAUUUAAAGUCUCUGCAAUCAGACAAAAAAGAGCAGUUAGUAAAAGACAUCACAGAAAGUUCAAAGUCAACCAGCUGUCCACAAGAAACAAAGACAGACUCUAAAGAUGUCAAUAUGGAAUAAUCUAGGCCUAGAAUCAAAUGAAAAUAUUUAAUUAGUCCAAAGCUUUAUAAUGUAACAACUUUGCAUUUAAACUCUCAUUUUACAGAUGAUAUUCUGAUGGCGUGUCAUAUAACAGUGUGUUUGUU